This is a messenger RNA of Hyposmocoma kahamanoa, 995 nucleotides long. RefSeq names its product dual specificity protein phosphatase 23-like. The transcript is spliced from 4 exons. The coding region runs from base 3 to 725 and encodes 240 amino acids. Gene Ontology annotation, molecular function: protein tyrosine/serine/threonine phosphatase activity. The record is from RefSeq and is a predicted model, not a curated record. Gene Ontology annotation, biological process: cilium assembly; protein dephosphorylation. NCBI's taxonomy places the organism in Eukaryota, Metazoa, Arthropoda, Insecta, Lepidoptera, Cosmopterigidae.
CAAUGGCUUCUGUUGAUUUGAAUUCGGACAACAACGCCGAAGACAUGGAUGAAGAAUAUCAAGUUUUUACCAGAAUGGAAGACAUCACCGAACAAGAUGACAAAAAUCUUGCUGGAGCCAAAAAAGAAAUUCGCAACGACCUUACUGUGAUAAUACCAGAAAAUCCCUUUCCAGAAAUCGAAGUGGACGCUUAUCCUCCAUUAAAAUUUUCUUGGGUAAUUCCGAAAAAGUUAGCUGCGAUGGCGUUUCCAAGAAAUAAAGAGAAUUUACAGUUCUUAGUGAACCAGGGGAUAACACAUCUGGUAACACUCACAGCGGGGAAAAAACCACCAAUGGAUGAUAUGCCUAGACUGAGAUGGUCAGAAGUGCCGAUUGAAGAAUUUGAACUACCGACGUUGGAGCAAAUUAAGAAGUUCAUUGAUAUUUGCAAAAGGGCGGACAAAAAUGAAGAGGUAAUUGGGAUCCACUGUCGACAAGGUCGCAGCCGGUCAGGCGUACUAUUGGCCUGCUACCUCGUCCACUUCCACAGAUUCCUGCCAGACCAAGCCAUCAACGUCAUACAGAUGAUCAGACCAGGUUCUUGCAAUUCCCCUGAACAUGAAGAGGCUAUAGGAAGAUACUUUGAGCACCUGACUGAAGACAAUCCUCUCAAGUUCGGAGUCAGCAGUUCUGUAAUGGACGAAUUCAUUGAACAGGCUGGAGAAGCCACGAAAAACGGACUCUAGUGUACUACAUUUCUGAAACAAAAUCACUUUAGUUCGUUAAGUACUUAAAAUCAUAAAACAAAUUACAGAAACAAAGGUGUUAAUAGGUUAAGAUUUAUGAUAAGGCUACAUUAUAGGUUGAAUAUUUAAUAUGAUCAGCAUUAGAUCAAAAAAUAAGUUUAUUUACAAUAUCGCGUUGGCCAAUGAGCGGUACUUUUUUCAUGUCAAUGUUAAAAGAGUAACUAAUCAGGUGCCACUGACUAACAAUCUGAUUGGUUCAUUUGCUUGACA